Messenger RNA from Clarias gariepinus (North African catfish), 3256 nucleotides. RefSeq names its product cyclin and CBS domain divalent metal cation transport mediator 2a (gene cnnm2a). Gene Ontology annotation, molecular function: magnesium ion transmembrane transporter activity. Lineage: Eukaryota; Metazoa; Chordata; Actinopteri; Siluriformes; Clariidae. The coding region runs from base 375 to 2807 and encodes 810 amino acids. The transcript has 8 exons. The record is from RefSeq and is a predicted model, not a curated record. Gene Ontology annotation, cellular component: plasma membrane. Gene Ontology annotation, biological process: transport; magnesium ion homeostasis.
UUCAAGAAGUCAUUAUAAACGCUAUAAACGCUUAAACUUUACACGUUCUGCAUAACGUCAUUUGCUGUGCGUUCAGGUUGUUCCCGCCUUCAUUCGCAUGCUGCCCCCUGAUUGGCCCAGGUCCCUGUCAGUCAGCAAUGCGCUGGAGUGGAAUAACAGUAGAUUUCCCAGAGAGCGCGCGCCGGAGUGUCAUCGGGCUGCUGUGAGCCGCGGUGUGUGUAAUGUCAAUCCUGUCGCCUCACACAAGACAGCUCGUAGCAGAGAUGAAGGCGGACUCGGACUCGCUCUGAUCGCUGCAUCCCGGUUUCAUUCAGCAAAACCCUGUCCCAUGUGAAAAAGGGCAAAGCACUGGACUGCAUUUGCCCACUUCUAAUAUGGCGGCGCUCAGCCCGGUUGGAUCGCUGACUGUUCUCUUUUUAUUUGUCACCGGCGCUCUGAUAAGCCGCUCGGACGGCAGAGACGCGGCGGAGGAGACCGUCAUCAUCGGCCUGCGUCUCGAAGACACCGACGACGUGUCAUUCAUGGACCGAGGCUUCCUGCGCGUUAGCGAGAGAUCGCGCGUGAAGUUGCGGGUCUACGGGCAGAACAUUAACAACGAGACGUGGUCCAAGAUCGCGUUCACGGAGCAGGAGCAGAGCAGCGGCGUGUCCGGGGUCGCAGACGCUCCAGCCGGGUACAGCCAAGCCUUCCAGCCUUGUGGCAUCCGAUCGUCCGAUAUCAUCAUUCUCCCCAACGUGGAUGUGAGCCGAUCCACGUCCGGCGUCAUCGAGAUAGAAGUGAAACCCCUGCGCAAAACCGAGAAGAGCAAAGUAUACUACAUGUGCGUUGCCGCACCAACACCUGCUGCCGGCGGUGCGAACGACGCGUGGUCUGAACACACCUGGAUCUACCACGAGGGGCAGGAUACCAAAAUGCUCGUCGUGGAGGAGAAGAAGUUCCUGCUGCCUUUUUGGCUGCAGGUAAUAUUUAUUGCAAUGCUGUUGUGCUUGUCCGGCAUGUUCAGUGGACUGAAUUUGGGUCUCAUGGCCCUCGACCCCAUGGAGCUCAGGAUAGUCCAGAACUGUGGCACAGAGAAGGAAAAAAAAUACGCAAACAAGAUUGAACCGGUGAGGAGUCAAGGAAACUAUCUGCUUUGCUCACUGCUAUUGGGGAACGUACUCGUGAACACCACCUUGACCAUUUUGCUGGAUGAUAUCGCAGGCUCUGGUCUGAUCGCUGUGGUUGUAUCAACCAUCGGUAUUGUGAUAUUUGGAGAAAUUGUGCCACAAGCAAUAUGCUCGAGGCACGGGCUUGCUGUUGGUGCAAACACCCUGGUUUUAACCAAGUUCUUUAUGAUCCUCACUUUCCCUGCAUCGUAUCCUGUCAGUAAACUUUUAGACCAUGUGCUGGGACAGGAGAUUGGCACGGUGUACAACCGAGAGAAGCUCCUUGAGAUGCUCAGGGUUACUGACCCAUACAAUGAUUUGGUCAAGGAGGAGCUAAACAUCAUUCAGGGUGCUCUGGAGCUCAGGACUAAGACUGUGGAGGAUGUUAUGACUCCUCUGCGUGACUGCUUUAUGAUUGCAGCUGAUGCGGUCCUUGACUUUAACACCAUGUCGGAGAUCAUGGAGAGCGGCUACACGCGCAUCCCUGUGUUUGAAGGGGACAGGUGCAACAUUGUAGAUCUCCUCUUUGUCAAAGACCUGGCCUUUGUAGACCCAGAUGACUGCACUCCACUGAAAACUAUCACAAAAUUCUACAGCCACCCCCUGCACUUUGUCUUUAAUGACACCAAGCUGGAUGCAAUGCUAGAAGAGUUCAAGAAAGGGAAAUCUCACCUGGCCAUUGUGCAGAGAGUCAACAAUGAAGGAGAAGGAGACCCUUUUUACGAGGUUUUGGGUAUUGUUACACUAGAAGACGUCAUCGAGGAGAUCAUUAAGUCUGAGAUUUUAGAUGAAACCGAUCUUUACACUGACAACAAGACAAAAAAGAAGGUAACUCAUCGGGAAAGGAAGCAGGAUUUCUCAGCGUUUAAACCGACAGACAACGAACUUGGGGUCAAAAUAUCACCACAGCUUCUACUGGCUGCCCUGCGUUUCCUAGCAACUGAAGUAGAGCCGUUCGGCUCAGCCCAAAUGUCAGAGAAAAUCCUCCUGCGUUUGCUCAAGCAUCCCAACGUGAUCCAGGAGCUCAAGUACGAUGACAAAAACAAGAAAAUGUCAGAGCACUAUCUAUUUCAGAGAAACAAGCCUGUUGAUUACUUCAUCCUCAUCCUGCAGGGAAAGGUAGAGGUUGAGGCUGGCAAAGAGGGAAUGAAGUUUAAAGCUGGACCCUUUUCCUACUAUGGAAUGAUGUCCUUAACAUCAUCACCAGUUCCACUUUCCUUGUCGCGAACCUUCGUAGUGAGCAGAGCAGAAUCUCUUGCAGGAUCUCCAGAGAAUAAGUCACCUCCUCGACCUUUUGGACUGAACCACUCAGACUCAGUGAACCGGAACGAGCGCAUGGAAGCCCUCACUCCCACUCUGGGCAGCAGCAACAACCAGCUCAACGCCUUCUUACAGAUCUACGCACCGGACUACUCCGUUCGCGCGGCCUCUGACUUGCUCUACAUUAAGGUGUCCCGGCAGCAGUAUCAGAACGCUGUCAUGGCGUCCCGCAUGGACAAGACCCCUCAGUCUUCAGACAGUGAGUUCACCAAGAUAGAGCUGACUCUGACUGAACACCAGGACGGACAAGGAGUCGAAUCGGCCUCGCUGCUCAUUCAACAGCAGAACUCAACUAACACACACAAACCCAACCACAUAACACACACUGAUGGAACGAUCUAAAGGAGACGGGAAAUGGGUCAGGUGAGAGGAUGGAAAUAUUUUCAGCGAGCACCAUUUGGGAAGCUUUCACUGGGCAGCUUCUCUGGGAUCAACAGAAUCCUGUGAUUUUUGUUUUCCACACUUAUAGACUUUAUUGGGGAUAAGAGGGCAUGGUGAAACACGACAGACUACAGAAUGGGAAGCGCUCACACAGUGAGCAGUGAGCCAGCAGAUCCACUCUGAUCCAAGAGCAGAAAGUGAGGGAGAGAGACUCAGGAGGCUGCAGCACUGUCCGCUGUUCUUCACCACUCCAACUCAUAUUUUAACAGACAGAAUGCCAGUUCUUGCCACAUCGCCUCCUGCCAUUAAGGAUCUAUCACAGGCUUCUACCAGAUGUGGCAGUGCAAAUAAAAAAGCAAAAAGCAGUGCUUUGGAACUGGUAGACACCGUUCAGGGAUAGGAGCAUGCAU